AUGGACCCGCUCGAGCAAAUGUUGGUGGUUGCUGAUGUCGACCGACCAACAGUAGGACGGUCGAGUCAAGAUGACGAUGCGCGCGUCGUCGUCGUCAGCGACGUCGGACUCGACGACGAGGUCUGUUUGUCGCAAGACAAAUCACCGACGCCCACCUGCAACAGACAACAUGCCGACGCACGUGUACCGAAUGAGUCAACGGAUCCGAGACCCGCGGUCGGCGUUUUUAGCACGAAACCGGUGUCGUCAUCUGCUGUCGGGAUUGCGAGGUCGUCGACGGCGAUCGUGGGACGGGCUCUGGAAAAUGACCAGAGCUUCAUGGAUUAUCUGGUCACUGUCAGCGAAAAUCCCGCCUUACUCAAAGACGGGUUCAAGGAGCUCAGAAGUGAUCAAAAACUACCAAGCACCGAAGCGAAGCUGGCAGGCGGCGACUUGGAAUUCCCAGACGCGUCUUCACCCAUGCCAAAAUUGCCCCAGAACCAGUCUCAACUUUUCCGCCAACAGAAACCAACGAGGCCCAGUCACGCAUCAACGACAUACUCCGCCAAAAUGGGACUGGACCAUUUGGACAAUCUUUGUCGCCUCAUGGAGCAACUCACGGACCUGAAAGACCAAAACGUCGUUCUUCAAAGAAGAGUCCAGUAUUUGGAAGACAUGAAAAUGCUCCACUACAUGCAACGAGAGCUUCAAUGCGAAACACCCGAUGCCUCGGUAACACUAGAGCCCGUGGAAACCGCGAAUAACGAAAGCAAUGUGUGGAAGAAAAAGUCGACCAGUGCGACCAACAACAAAAAUCAGCCGAGAUCAUCGAAAAUGACUUGGCUCAAGGCUGGGAACCGCGGGAGGAGCAGAAGCAUUGAUGAAGUUCCCAGAAGGGGUUACAAGGGUUCAGGUGCUUCGCCGAAGGGAAAGAUUUCGAAGUGGGCGAAAGUUAAAGAGGCUUUCAAGUGGGAGAAAGUUGGGCUCGACCAGCGGACAGGCAAAACUCAAGGAAGUUCAUCUUCUCAGCAUUCUGCACAAACGUCAACUCAAAAACCGUCUGUGAUGCACCUUCAGGUUCCGUCGACAAUGUCUCAUUCCGACCAGAGUGACUUGAGUCCGGAUUACCGAUGUGACAACAGUUUUUAUUAUUCGCCAUUCAAUUCAUCUUCUUCUUCGGAAGACACAGACUGGGGACCAAAUUGGCUUGAGUCCGCGAGAUUCGGAGUAUAUCGAGAGCGGUCCGUCCUCAGCAGCGACAGUGCCGCCGACGAGGACCGCAGCAGCAAGCGGCGCCGGCACUCGGGCAGCUCCGCCAUGCGAGGCGCCUCCAGCAGCCGCGACGACGCCAAUGCCCGCCGGAACAAGCACCACGACAGCGACCGGAAAUCUCGCGGCACGAAAUUGGCUCUACUCUUCUACCAGACACAAGACAGGAGUUCAUCUGCACCAAAACGCAGUUCAAAAACUUCGCCGAUUCCAAGAAACCCCCGCGAUGACGAAACCCUCGUGCCUCCGGAGAACACCGCUGCUGCAGUCAGACGUCGCAGCAAGCCUCAACUCACGAUUUCCUUGCCCUCGGGCGGUUCCCCGUCUCAUCGUCUCCCGCAUUCCAACUCCACAAGCACGUUGGACAAGCAACUCAGGUCAGGUGCAGGUUCUGCAGGCGGAGGGACAACAGGGGCCAGUGCUGCUGAUAAGUUCGAACGCAAGAUUUCGGAGCCCGCCAGGGACCAGAGAACCAGUCGACAGCAUCACCAUCACCAUCACGGCCGACGCGUGGCCCCUGUUGCUGCUGCUGGCAACGGCCCAAAACCCAAGAUUUCCCUGAACGAAUCUCCGCCGUCGCAAAGGCAGUCCAAGUGGACCAAAGUGAAGAAAGCAUUCCUGGGAACGGCGACAACCAGCAGCAGCAGUGGAACAACAGGUGUUCCUCCACCUGCGAUAGGAACCAGCACUGGUAAUAAUUUGUGCGGCCAGUCAAAUUCGGGAGCGGGAAAAUCCGUGCCUACCAGUCCCCACAUUCCUUCCCCUGGUCUGACGGAAUCCGGCGUGUUUCGUUUCGACGAUGACGUGUCAGAGAACAAAGCCUCUCCUUCCAUGCAAAACACGACUGCCCAUAGGAAAGAUGCCAUGUCAAGCGUGUUGCCGGUGAGGAUGGAAAACAUCCUGGAACUGGAAGACAAACGCGACCGGCGCCUCGUCCCCAACGUCGUCGACGGCUCACUCGUCAACACGGGCAAUGCCAACAUCAUCGGAAGCGUGAGGCAUCACAGUUCAGCCGUCGAUCCUGACUCAGCACGGCCGAAAAAUCCGUUCAAUCCCCAGCGAAUAUUCGGGGAUUCUCACAGAAGCAGGGUUUCCGAGUCUAGCACGAUACCAUCGGCUGCUACUUAUCAGGCAUACGAAAGCAUCCAGAAAAACCUCAGCGUGAACUUCACAAAGAAGCUGGACGAGUGGGCAAAAAUGCGCAACUCCGGCACUACAUCACAGAGGCCUUCGGAACACCAAAUAAAAAAGCUCCCGCAAGACUUCACCAAGAAACUCCAGGAAUGGGAAAAGAAAAAGGCGAUGAAUGCUAGCAAAUCAUUGUCUUCUGCCGGCGGAAUAAUCACGCCGAGCCCGAAGCCCGAUCGGAAAUCCACGUCAGCAGCAGCAGCAGCAGUCCGAUCCCAGCCAAAACAAGAAUUGCAAAGCAAAUUUUACUCGAAAGAGGAAAAGAGCAGCGGGAAGCAUUCGAAUAAGGAGAAAGACAUGGCGUGGUUGGAGAAGGAACUCAAGAAAAUCGAGCGAGAAAAGCGGCGGCUGGAACGAGAGAAGGAGAAGUUUCUCCGACGAGAAGCCAGGUUGGAGCAGAUAAAAAUGGCUCUGCGAACUCCGGAGGAUGAAAAUCACCAGCGGGAAAUACUCGUGAGGACGGCUUCCGGAGCUUGUUUACGGUUUGGCGGAAUUAGCAGGUCAUUUGCUAGACGGCUUCUGGAAUGGGAAGAAAGACAAGGAAUCAGUCCGGAGGCCUCAGCCAUGGCUCUGCUGCACAAGCCCGGGAAAAGAUUACAAACUGUCGAAAUAAUCACCAGUAAACCAAAGGAGAAUUCCCUGCUGGAAAGUAGCGGAUUUGGUGCAGAUCGUGGCUUAUCGUCACUCAGAGAUGCUCAUCGUCGGACUUCAAAGCAAGAACUUAGCAGAAAAGUCAGGGAACUCAAAGCAGAACUGCUCAAGAUGUGGAACUCGCAAGAUGGUGUACAGCCGGAUAAACUCGACGAAGAAGCCGGAAAUAUGGGUGAAAGAAGUUGGCAAGACCCGAGAUUGAGUGAUUCGUCGCCUUCGACGAGUGGGAAAAACGGCCUGGAUUCCGCAUCAGCCACGUUUCCCAGCAAGAAGUCAACUUUCAACGACGUCGUCAGUGACGAUCAAGUCGCCGACGACCUGCUAGAGGACCCUCCUUCAUUCCGCGAACUCCCAGCUGACGAAGACUUCGAGGAGGACUCGACGUCACUCAGCUGCUCCAAAGCCAGCAACAAGGACCAGCAGUCUCGGGCCGAAGACCCAAUGGACGACGACGAGAGCGAAUGUCAACCGACGCGGCAUCAUCAUCAUCAUCGUCAUCGUCACGGCCAGCACUCGUCCACAGAGUCGUCAGUGGUCGACCAUCAACUCAGUCCCACCAAGACUCCGUCUUGGAUGCAGAAUGACGAAUUCGAUGACGCGAAUAACGCGACGCAGUUCGUCAUCGCUUUGCCGUCGCCGUCGGCAGCCGGGGGUUACAUGAGGAAAACAUCGUCGGACUUGACGUCUUCGACUUCGGAUAGGACGCAUUCGCCGAGCAAGCAAAGCUCUGACGGGGAUUUCAGGGCAUUGACGGAUUCCGGAGAAGACAGUCUGCAGUUGUUUGAGCACCAGUCGUCGUCGCAGCAACGGGAUGACGAGACUCCUCCGCCUUGCGAGGAGUUUUUCUUCUCCCUCCCGAUCGGGUUCUCGCAGGGGUUUCAACUUGUCCAGCGAACGGAAGCAGACGAAGGCGAAGACACAUCACAAGUCGAAGCAAGGGGCACGAACAAGAGACGAAUUUCCAGGGACAUGUUUAGCAGGCAAAUUGCUUUCGACGACGGACGUGGAUUUGCAAACCUAGGGAAGCAACUUUCCGGGGCUUCUGAAGACACGUACAAGGCUAGUGAUUCCCCGACCGGAACUACGACGUUGACGCUGUCGAGGCAGAAUUCGGAAACUUCGACGACGAAUGCUGUCAAUAAUGAUGGUUCCGGUCUGGCUCACCGAGAAACAAUGAGUGACACGGGCGAUUUCGGGCAAUCGCCUGCUAUGUCGGCGUCAGCGAAUCACGACACGUGUUUCGCUGAACGAUUCAAUGCGUUAUCUCGCUCAGCCACGGAAGUAAACUCCAGGUCAACGGGAGCCGGCUGCAUUUUCUCCUCAGCACAGGGGGAGCCGAGGCUCAUAGACAGGCCGGAAAUCGUGCCUACGCAAAUCAGGAAGUUAUUUUCGACGCAGCAAAGUUCUCCACAGACCUCCAGGUGUCGACUCGGACUUCCGGCGCCUACUUCCGACGACGAUGACGUCGACGCGGACUCCAAGAUCCCGAGUGCUGCUGGGGACGACGCUGAAACCCAGAGCAUCGUCAAAGUCAUUGUGCCAACGACAAAAUCCUUCUUCAAGUUUCCCCAGGACUCGAACAGCAGACCCCCUGCA
Messenger RNA from Notodromas monacha, 4683 nucleotides. Lineage: Eukaryota; Metazoa; Arthropoda; Ostracoda; Podocopida; Cyprididae. The record is from the annotation of a GenBank genome assembly.